Messenger RNA from Oppia nitens, 3079 nucleotides. It is a transcript of the gene Hmgcr, whose product is annotated as 3-hydroxy-3-methylglutaryl-coenzyme A reductase-like. Gene Ontology annotation, cellular component: endoplasmic reticulum membrane; peroxisomal membrane. The transcript has 7 exons. The coding region runs from base 146 to 3004 and encodes 952 amino acids. The record is from RefSeq and is a predicted model, not a curated record. Lineage: Eukaryota; Metazoa; Arthropoda; Arachnida; Sarcoptiformes; Oppiidae. Gene Ontology annotation, biological process: sterol biosynthetic process; coenzyme A metabolic process; isoprenoid biosynthetic process. Gene Ontology annotation, molecular function: hydroxymethylglutaryl-CoA reductase (NADPH) activity; NADP binding; protein binding.
GCUGAACGUUAUGUGUGUAAUAUUGAAUGAAUUUCAAUGUUUAUUAUAUGACAAAAGUAAUGAUUCAAUUGACUAUUUAUAUGAUGACUAUAUUGUGACUAUUAAUGGCUAAAUAAAAGACAUUUUAGACAAUAUUUGUCUGAUAAUGAUGUCUAAGCAGAUGAGUGUUAAAUGUAAAUGUUUUGUUGUAUUUCCAACCAGAAUGACGUCUGGGAGGAUGUCUGGCCUUUUCUAUACAUACGGAAAGGUAUGUGCGUCCCAUCCGUGCGAAGUAAUGGUCGCUUUCUUCACUUUACUAUUGAUCUGUAUAUUCUCAUUGGGAUCACAAUUCUUGAUCCAAACUAAUACAUAUUCAUCGGGAUAUUGCCUUAAAAAGAGUGGAUGUAUUGAGGAAUUAGAGUUGAAAAGUGCAGAGAGUUUUGCUAAUACUAUAACAUUGAUAUCGAGAUGUUUAGCAUUUUUUUAUAUUUACCAACAAUUCAAAAACCUUUACAAUUUAGGAUCAAAAUAUUUAGUACAGAUCUCAGCUCUUUUUACAGUACUUUCCAGUUUUAUAUUUUGUUCAACAGUUUUAUAUGCAUUGAAUGCUAAUUUUACUGAACUUAUAGACGCUCUGCCAUUCUUUCUCUUGUUAUCCGAUUUAUCAAAAGCCAGUCUAUUGGCUCAGUUCGCUCUCUCAUCCAAUACAAGAGAGGAAGUGAGAGAAAAUAUUGCCAGAGGAAUGGCUAUUUUAGGGCCAACAUUGACUUUGGAUACAUUGGUUGAGACUCUGGCAAUCGGUGUGGGAACAGUAUCUGGUGUUUCCAAACUUGAAGAGAUCAGUUGCUUUGCCUGUUUGUCUGUAAUUGUCAAUUACGUGGUUUUUAUGAUCCUUUUCCCUGCAUAUCUUUCAUUGGCCUUAGAGUUGUCCUAUAAUAGAGGCGACAAUUUACCCGUUUGGCAGUUGAGUUCUUUGGCAAAAGUAUUAUUAGAGUCGGAAAAAGCACCGAAUCCUGUGAUCCAACGGAUCAAACUGAUUAUGUCAGCCGCUCUUAUGCUGGUUCAUACACUCAGCCGAUUUCCCAUCGGUUCAGAAACAGAUACUUCAACAAUGGGUUCCAAUUUUAAGGAUUCAAAUCAUGACUUCUUUUUAGAUAAAGAGCCGACAUUUUUUGAGAAUUGGUUUAGAAAAUAUUUGACACUUUGCUCGGAACAGGUAGUUAUGAUUGGAUUGGUGUUUGCAUUGGCCGUCAAAUACAUCUUCUUUGAAAAUAAGGAUUACUAUAACGAACACAUUAAACAUCAGUAUCAACAAGAAAUGCAACAAACAAUUAAUAAGAGAUCACAAGUUGUUUCAGAAAAUAGUGUUCGAACGCAAACAUUAGAAACACCAAGAAUUUUAGUGACAACUCAAGACUCGGACACCGAGUCUAUGAUUCACGAAAGGACUAAAAAAUGCCAAAAGAGUGACACUUUCACAGAUAACUCAUUGAAAGACGAUGUUUGUGAUAACGACGAAAAAAUAUCAUUUAUUAUUGGAGACGACUGUUCUUCAGAUAUGAGUGAAACAGAAUUAGUUGACCGCGAAGUGCAGACCGAUGACAGCUAUUUAAUCCAACAAUAUAUUGAAUGUCAACAAAAUACCACUUGUGCUGAAUCGAAACAAAUAAGAGAUAUCAACACUUUACUAGAAAUAUAUAAUAAAGAGGACGGAACUAAUAGCUUAACAGAUCUUGAAAUAUUGUAUUUGGUUGAUAAUCAACACAUACCGGCCUACAAAUUGGAAUCAAUUCUUGGAAAUGCUGAGAGAGGUGUAGCUAUCAGAAGAAGACUAAUUGAGAAAUCGUCAAAAAAGAUUGGCGUUAUUGAGAAGAUACCGUACACUCAAUAUGACUAUUCAUUAGUCUUAGGCGCGUGUUGUGAGAAUGUUGUCGGUUACAUACCCGUGCCAUUGGGAAUUGCUGGACCUUUACUUCUCAAUAAUAACCAAUAUUAUGUACCAAUGGCUACUACCGAGGGUUGUCUAGUGGCCAGUACUAAUCGUGGUUGUCGGGCAUUAGUGAUGUCGGGAGGUGUCAACAGCGCAGUAUAUAAAGAUGGUAUGACAAGAGGUCCUGUCAUUCAUUUUCCGACUGCUAUCAGAUCUGCUGAAGCAAUGAAAUGGUUGCAAGAAGACAAAAACUUUGAACGAAUUAAACUUAUAUUUGACUCGACAUCGCGUUUCGCACGAUUACAACGGAUCCACCCUCGAGUGGCCGGACGUUAUCUUUAUUUGCGAUUUAUUGGUUCAACUGGUGAUGCUAUGGGAAUGAAUAUGUUAUCAAAAGGCACUGAAUUAGCUAUUCAAGAGUUAAUCAGAGUCUUUCCUGACAUUCAGGCCACAUGUUUGAGCGGCAACUUUUGUACGGACAAGAAGGCCGCAGCAGUUAAUUGGAUUGAAGGCAGAGGCAAAUCUGUUGUGUGCGAAGCAGUUGUUCCCGCAAAAGUCAUCGAAAAGGUUUUGAAGACAUCUGCUGAAGCAUUGGUUGAAUUAAAUAUAAGUAAGAAUUUGGUCGGAUCUUCUAUGGCCGGCACUAUUGGUGGCAAUAAUGCACACGCGGCCAACAUUGUAGCCGCUAUUUAUAUAGCUUGUGGACAGGAUCCGGCACAAACAGUUGGCAGUUCCAAUUGUAUUACACUUAUGGAAAUAAAUGGUAAUGAUCUACAUAUAUCUUGUACGAUGCCAUCCAUUGAAAUUGGAACUAUUGGUGGCGGAACUGUUCUUCAACCACAAAGUGCUUGUCUUGAGCUUUUGGGAGUAAAAGGUUGUUCUGCAGAAAUAGCUGGCAGUAACUCCUCCGAGUUCGCCACAAUAGUUUGCGCCACUGUCUUAGCGGCAGAGCUGUCUCUCAUGUCGGCUCUAGCGGCCGGUCAUUUGGUUCGCUCGCAUAUGAAACACAACCGCUCUAAUAUCAAUAUAAACGCCACAACAGUUCCUCAAUCAUCAACAGAUCUACUGAAAAGUGUACCAAAUAGUAGUCAAUAAUAAUGUUUGACAUUUUAAAGUAUAUUUUAUGAUAAAUUAUUUAUAUUUUAAACAUCAAAAGUUAAUAUUAUUAAU